UCUCUCUCUCUCUCUCUCUCUCUCUGUUCCUAGUUUCUGCUUCUUAUUCUAAACACAUAAUAUUUUAUAAUAUGCAAACCAGAAAUUUUGUCUGCCAACUUGCAUCACCCCAUUUGCAUGAACAGUGAUCCUGUGAUCUCUUCUUUGCUAGUCCCUUGACUUAAUUAUACUACCUUUCUUUAUAUUUCAGACUUUCUAUACCAUUCAGCUUCUCUGCCUUAGGCUUUCCCUUUCAAUUUUUUCCAAUCCUUUUAUCACCCGAAUUCAUUCUCUCUUAAAUAGAAACUUUGUUCUGAUCACUUUCGACAUACUAAUCGUUGCUCUAAUAUCUCAGAAACAUGAGCAAGCUUUCUUCCCCGCAACCCAGUUUGAAUUGGACAGCCAAACAAAACAAAUUGUUCGAAAACGCUCUGGCAACAUAUGAUGAGGAAACCCCUGAUCGUUGGCACAAGAUAGCCAGGAUUGUUGGAGGGACGACUGAAGAGGAAGUGAAGAGGCAGUAUGAGAUCCUUCUAUCAGACAUCAAGCGCAUUGAGUCAGGCAAAGUUCCCCUUCCUAAGUAUAGGAAAGUUGGAGCAAGUAACAUCAGCAAUGAAGAAAAGAGGCUGAAGAUCCUAAAGCUCUAAAGGAAGACGCCCUCCAGAAGUAGACAGAGCACCAAAUUCCUCUUAAGUGGAUCUAGAAAUUAACUCAUAACACCCCACUCCCCCCUACCCCUUUCCCUUUUUUGUUCCUGUAACUUCUAGAUGCAAUAUACUUUUGUCUUGCACAUGUACCCAGGAAGAAUCAUCCCAUAUGCUAUUGCUUACUUAUUUCUCA
This is a messenger RNA of Prunus mume (Japanese apricot), 819 nucleotides long. Its product is annotated as protein RADIALIS-like 3. The record is from RefSeq and is a predicted model, not a curated record. Lineage: Eukaryota; Viridiplantae; Streptophyta; Magnoliopsida; Rosales; Rosaceae. Gene Ontology annotation, molecular function: DNA-binding transcription factor activity.